CUUCUCUCUUCCCCACUCCGCCUCUCGUGUUCUCUUCUUGAAAAACCAAAACAUCACGUUUUGCUCAACGAGUUUAUUAUAUUUUUUAAGAUCUAAUCACGAAUCAUUGCUGAAAAAAAAUAUUCGCUGACAGAGAAAAGUUUGUAAACGAUUUCGCAAUGUCUUUGUCGCUGUUAGCCGGUUUGCGGUCACGGACGUCAGUAACUUGCAAAAGUUGCCGGUCCAUUUUCACCUCUGCGGUCCGUGAUGGAAAAAGAAAUUUCAGAAAGUUUGAAUUGCAAAAUAAGAGAGGGUCCAAGGAAUUCCGGCUGAAACGAAACGCCGGAGAAUAUCCAGACAUUCCGAUUGAAACUAAGGUUCGGCCCAUUGGAUACAAAAUUGGAGACAAAUUCGUCCAAGUGCCUGAAAUGAUGUCGGAGCUGGUUGUUCCUGACUUAGAAGGCUUCACGUUGAAACCGUACGUCUCGUACCGUGUCCCAGAUGUGAUCCAGACAGAGUUCACUUCUCAGGAUUUGUUCGACGCUGUGUAUUCGAAGAAAAUUGUUCAAGACUUCAAAGAGGGCAAGCUGACUGAAGACGGCCAGCCCCUGGAACCCAGUCCGGAGGAAAAACUUACUUCAGAAGAGGCUUUCCAGAGGGCAAGGAAAACUGGUAGUGAUAUCUUCAUGCAGGAGUGGGACGACAACCCGAAGAAAAGUUUUAUUUAGUCACAGAUUUGGAUAAAAAAUAUUAUAAGAAUUAAAAAUUUGACAGUCUUAAAAAUUAAAUAAAAAAAA
This is a messenger RNA of Neocloeon triangulifer, 776 nucleotides long. It is a transcript of the gene mRpL41, whose product is annotated as large ribosomal subunit protein mL41. The coding region runs from base 159 to 707 and encodes 182 amino acids. Gene Ontology annotation, biological process: translation. The transcript is spliced from 3 exons. Lineage: Eukaryota; Metazoa; Arthropoda; Insecta; Ephemeroptera; Baetidae. The record is from RefSeq and is a predicted model, not a curated record. Gene Ontology annotation, cellular component: mitochondrial large ribosomal subunit. Gene Ontology annotation, molecular function: structural constituent of ribosome.